UUCUUCGUAUAAAAGCCACUAGUUAGUCCCGGCCAAAGUUAGUUCUUUCUUUGCAGUGAAUCUAACCUGGUCUUGGUCCCACUAGAAGGAUCAGGAUCUGUGUCUCUAACCCGCGAGUGUGCGUGUGUAGUUAUCGAGUAAAGGCUUUCCGGAAGAAAAGCAGUUUACCGCACAAGGAAACCUCGAGGAGUCAACACCGACACGAAGGAAAAGCAAAAGCUAAUAUGUUUCGAUUUAUUUUGGUAUCAACGUUGCUGGUGGCAGCAGCCGCUCAGUACCAAGGCGGAUACAACCGGGAUCCGAAGACCGCUGCUAUUCUGAGCGAACAGCGCUAUUUGGCCGGAGAUGGCAAGUUUGGCGCUGCCUAUGAUCAGGAGGACGGAACUAACUUUAAGGAGGAAACGGAUGCCGAUGGUAACCGUCGUGGAUCGUACAGCUAUGUCGAUCCAUCCGGACAAAGACGAACGGUCUCCUACGUCGCUGGAAAGAAUGGAUUCCAAGCUUCUGGUGAUCACCUGCCAGUGGCUCCUGCUGCUCCGGCACAUGCUGCACCACAGCCCCAGUACCAGCCCCAACCUCAAUACCAGCCUCAACCCCAAUACCAGCCUCAACCUCAAUACCAACCACAGCCACAAUAUCAACCCCAAUUCAGCAGCAGUGGCCGCAGCUUCGAUAACCAGGGUUAUGACGAUGGACAGUACGACCCCCGCUGGAACGACCCUUCCUUCAGUGAACAACAUUCCCGCCAAGCUCCUGCUCCCAUCCCAGCCCCAGCUCCAGCCCCAGCACCUGUCCAUAACUAUCACCCUGCUCCAGCAUCAGCUGCUCCUGCUCCACAGUACAAUCACUACAACCACGCCCCGGCAGCUCCACAACCACACCAGGACUGGACUACUCAGGCUCCACAUCGGUUCCAGCCCCCGGGUAAACUGCAGUUGAACAGAACCCCUGACGGUUUCAGCUAUUCUUUUAACAAAGUCUAAGUGUUCGAUACCGAAAGCAAGUCAAAGAGAUUGAAAGAGAGACCGUGUGAUCGCGUAUGUGAGCUAGAAAGAGAAAGAACGCGUGAAACGUACAGGAUUCCAUUCUCCACCACUGCCACAGAUCCUUCGGAAUUUCCCUCCAAGCUGCCUUCAGUUUAGCGCGCGUGUUCUGUUCACUGUUUGUUUUAGUAGUCGAGUAAGAGUUACUGCCUGUUGUGAUAUAAGUACGUAGGAGAUACUUUAGCAUUGAAUAACGUCUACACUGGUUUAGCUAGAUUUUAUGUAAUCUUCCAUUAAUCUCAGUUUUGAAUACGAAAUACUCCUUAUAGUUUCCUCUGAUUCAAACCAAUUGUAAAAUUUCAAACUACAAAUCAAUUGAAAGUAAAAAACAGAAAAAUUAAAAAAAAAUCUCAUACAA
Messenger RNA from Wyeomyia smithii (pitcher-plant mosquito), 1401 nucleotides. It is a transcript of the gene Cpr100A, whose product is annotated as cuticle protein 2. The record is from RefSeq and is a predicted model, not a curated record. The transcript is spliced from 3 exons. Gene Ontology annotation, cellular component: chitin-based extracellular matrix. Lineage: Eukaryota; Metazoa; Arthropoda; Insecta; Diptera; Culicidae. The coding region runs from base 225 to 983 and encodes 252 amino acids. Gene Ontology annotation, molecular function: structural constituent of chitin-based larval cuticle.